AUGUUUGAACUACCAGAAGCCAAGCGAAUCCGUCGCGAUGAAAUACUUUCACCGUCUUCAUCAAUCGGGAGCUCACCAGAGACAGUUCCGGUUGUUGACGAUGAAGAUGCACGUGCCAGACUUGGAAGGAUUUUGGCCUUUGACACAUUCACGCCAGACACGAAUCAUAUUGGAAAAGGAAGAAGGAAUGCCAACGCCAACGAUGACACAGUAACAGCAGCGGCAGUGGCUCAUGAUAAUCGGGAUGAUCAAGACGACAAUGAUGAGCAGGAGUUUGAAUUCCGUCUAUUUAGUACUGCGCCUAAUAAAAAGAGUGCGGAUGCGGCGACUGUGAAUGCAAACACAAGUGCCGAGAAAGACGUGACCAAUAAAAGGAUUGAUGCCAGAGCAGAAGCUGAUGACGGCAUCAAGACCCAGAAGCUUAAGAUUCGACUCCGAUCGCCCACGCCAAACGAUAACAACAAUGCCCUUUCCCUAGAAGAUGGCCGCUUCGUCGUUCCAUUUCGAGGAUGGGACUAUUAUUUCACAACACCGGAACUUAUGAAUAUAUCACCCGCACGCGACGGAACUCGGUCACUAGAGAUGGAAGAGGUAGGAAGCAAGCGAAAACAGUUCGAAAGUAUCGCUGUAACGGGUGGCGAGGUACUCCAUUGGGCUCAGACAGCAAAGACACCAGGCUGCCAUUUGCCGUGGCGUGUGAUGCAUCUAAAGCAAGAGCACAGCAGAGUACGAGGAGCAGUCGGAAUAGUUGAAGAUCAAGAGAAGAUCAAGUCGAAGAAACCGGGAAAGAAACGCCGCAUCAUCUUGCGUACCCGUGCCGCUGCUCUUGCUGCUGCGGCGGCGACGGCAAAUAUGACUGAGGCGGAGAAGCGGAAUAAAAAGAAUCGAGAAAAGAAAGUGAGGAAACGGCAAAGAGAAAGGGAGAGGAAGGCCGCCUUGGCUGCUUCUACAGGAGGUGCUGUUGUUCCUGAUGUAGAGCAUGCUUCUGUCGGUGAUUCUUCGGAUUGA
This is a messenger RNA of Talaromyces atroroseus, 1008 nucleotides long. RefSeq lists its product as hypothetical. Lineage: Eukaryota; Fungi; Ascomycota; Eurotiomycetes; Eurotiales; Trichocomaceae. Bases 1 to 1008 code for a protein of 335 amino acids. The record is from RefSeq and is a predicted model, not a curated record. The transcript is spliced from 2 exons.